Striga asiatica is the source of this 1141-nucleotide messenger RNA. Lineage: Eukaryota; Viridiplantae; Streptophyta; Magnoliopsida; Lamiales; Orobanchaceae. The record is from the annotation of a GenBank genome assembly.
ACCCUCACACUCCCAAACUACACCUUCACUGUUUCUCUCUCAUCCUUACGAGCUGCCGCAUAAAAAGCCAUGAACCGGAAAACGGGAUUCCUGCUCGCAUUCAUCUGCGUCGCCGUCUCUAUCGUCGGCGGCCAGCCUCCGGCUUCCGCGCCAGCCUCCGGCACCAUCACCACCCCACCUGCUGCUCCACCCACCACAACAGCCACUCCACCACCCACAUCGACACCACCGCCGGCGGCUCCGGUCUCAUCUCCACCGGCAUCAGCUCCAGCCUCGACCCCACCGACUCCCGCGCCGGUCAGCUCUCCUCCGUCGCCGGCGCCGGCGAGCCCCCCGCCUGUUCCCCCGCCCACCAUCUCCUCGCCGCCUCCAGCCACGGCUCCGGUCCAGUCUCCGCCGUCUCCGGCUCCUGAGGUCGCGACUCCGCCGGCGCCGGCUUCCGCCCCGCCCACUGAGACGCCGGUGGAGGCCCCUGCUCCCAGCAAGAGGUCCAAGAGGCACCACGCACCUGCACCGGCUCCGGAGAUGCUCGGCCUCGGCCCACCCGCGCCGCCGGCGGAAGCUCCCGGACCUGGUGCCGACUCCCUUUCUCCUGGUCCUGCGUCGGCCGAGGAUGUGAGUGGAGCAGAGAGAUUAAUGAGCGUCGAGAAGCUGCUGGGAAGUUUGGCCGCGUUUGGCUGCCUCUUUUUCCUCGUCUAGAUAAAAAUAAAAAUUUAAAUAUGUUUUGUGAAAAUUUGCACCGACAUGUUUGUUGUCUUUUAUCGGAUCUUGUCUGUCGGGUUUUCAAUUAUUCGGAUCCGCUUGGGGAUUUACCACAUUUGUCUCUUCAGUCUCUUGUAUUCUUUGAGAGUGCAAUUUUAGGGAGGCAUUUUCUAUUUUUUCUUUUCAUUUUUUACAAUUUUUAAUUCACUUGUCAUUUUGAACUAUUUGUACUUGUACUUUGUAGAACCUCCCAUACAUUUUAGUUAAUUUUAUGAAUUAUUUGUUGUUUGUUAGUUUUUUUAUUUUCUUUUUGUUAUGAGGCUGUAAUUUUGGGGAAGCUAAGCAAAUAUUUACUACUAGCUAGAAAGAAAUAGUUGAUCGAAUAUGAUGAUGCAAAUUGCGAUGUGUGCAGUUAGUUUUCUGAAAUUAUAAAAAUUAC